AUGGAGUCCUUGAGAGCAGUCGUGGCGUCGUUGCGAAGUCAAAUUGCUGUGCUCGAAGAUGCUCUUGCUGAGGCUAGGAGGAAGGAGAUGGGGGAUAUAAAGGGAAGAUUUGAAAUUGAAUAUGACGAGGAGGCUGAUGAUGGCAGUGGUAGAGGGGUCCAAACUUGCAUCUCGGGUAUAUCUGAUAAUGCUGGUUUCUACAUGGCUUGGACCCCUCGAAGCGAACCGGAUGAUCCGGUUGAUGGUUUUAAGAUCGAGCUCGAUGAGUUGGAGCUGUUAGCGAGGAAGGUGUGGGAAGGGUAUAUGGAUGUUCUGAAUGCUGCAAGGAAACCUCCGUAUGGUUACG
Messenger RNA from Perkinsus marinus ATCC 50983, 346 nucleotides. RefSeq lists its product as hypothetical. The annotation marks the transcript as partial. The record is from RefSeq and is a predicted model, not a curated record. The transcript is spliced from 4 exons. NCBI's taxonomy places the organism in Eukaryota, Perkinsozoa, Perkinsida, Perkinsidae.